GUGUGUUCUGUUGCACACCAUUACGGUCAUUACGGCAAUGAUUUCAUUCUCUCGUUUUCCCGUUUUCCCUGUGGCCGUAGUGAGUGAGUGGAAAACGGAGCCUGCCUGCAGCCUGCCAGCCUGGGAAUUUCGUUAAAGCACAUCAGCGGCCACUGCCAUGGCUGAACGCCGCGCCUUCGCCCAAAAAAUCAGCAGGACUGUGGCAGCAGAAGUCAGGAAGCAGAUAGCUGGCCAGUAUGGGGGCUCCCCACAACUCUUCAAAAACCUCAAUGUUGGGACCACAACAAGCAACACAGUUCCCCUCACAGAGGCAGUGGAGCCGGUGGAUUUUGAGGAGUACCUCAUCACUCACCCUCCCAUCGUUGAGUCAGGUCCCCUGAGAGAUCUGAUUGAGUUUCCCCCAGAUGAUAUUGAGGUCAUCCACACACCCAGGGAGUGUCGCACAGUGGCACAAGCUGUCCCCGAGGAAGGGGACACUGAUCCUCAUGUCAGAGACUGUGUCAGGUCCUACACAGAAGACUGGGCCAUCGUCAACAGAAAAUACCACAAGCUUGGUACAGGCUUUAACCCCAACACUUUGGACAAGCAGAAGGAGCGUCAGAGAGGCCUGCCCAAACAAGUGUUUGAGGCUGAUGAGAUGCCAGACAGCAGCAGCUACCAGGAUGACCAGGCACUAAAUCAUUCAGUCGAUGACCUGAAGCGGAGGUCGAUGUCUAUAGAUGACACCCCACGCGGCAGCUGGGCCUGCAGCAUCUUUGACUUGAAGAACUCCCUCCCUGAUGCCCUCCUUCCUCACCUCCUCGACCGUGCCCCCAAUGAGGAGAUAGACAGGCACAAUGAAGAACAGCGCAAGGCCAACCGCCAUCGCGAAGUCUUUGCUCUGCACCCUGCCCUUGAUGAGGAGGAGCCCAUUGAGCGCCACUGUGUGCCUGAAGUACCUAAAGAACACUUUGGCCAGAGGCUACUCGUCAAGUGCUUGUCCUUGAAGUUUGAGAUCGAAAUUGAACCCAUAUUUGCUAGUUUGGCCUUAUACGAUGUCAAGGAAAAGAAAAAGAUAUCAGAGAACUUUUUCUUCGACCUAAACUCUGAGCAGACGAAGGCGAUGCUGCGUCCGCACAUUCAGACAGCAGCCAUCUCCACGCUGGCACGCUCUGCCAUAUUCUCCAUCACCUACCCCUCCCAGGAUGUCUUUCUUGUCAUCAAGCUGGAAAAGGUACUGCAGCAAGGUGAUAUUGGAGAGUGUGCUGAGCCCUACAUGGUCUUCAAAGAGUCAGAUACUGCCAAGAAUAAAGAGAAGUUGGAGAAGCUUCGUGGCCAGUCAGAGCAGUUCUGCCAACGUCUUGGCCGUUACCGCAUGCCCUUCGCCUGGACCGCCAUUCACCUGAUGAACAUUGUGAACAGUGCUGGCAGUCUCGAGAGAGAUACAGAGCUGGAGAUGAGCCUCUCAGAGAGAAAAGGAUCAUGGUCAGAACGGAGAAACUCGAGCAUCAUGGGAAGGCGUUCCCUGGAGAGGACCACCAGUGGAGACGAGUCAUGCAGUCUGACAGGCUUUAGACCUGCAACACUUACCAUCACUAACUUCUUCAAACAGGAGGGGGACAGACUGAGUGAUGAGGACUUGUAUAAGUUCCUAGCUGAUAUGAGAAGGCCUUCUUCAGUGCUGAGGAGACUCAGACCCAUCACAGCCCAGUUGAAGUUGGACAUUUCUCCAGCUCCAGAGAACCCCCACUAUUGCUUGACCCCUGACCUUUUGCAGGUUAAACCUUACCCAGACAGCAGGGUACGCCCCACCAGGGAGAUCCUGGAGUUCCCUGCCAGGGAUGUCUAUGUGCCAAACACCACAUACAGGAAUCUGCUGUAUGUAAACCCUCAAAGUCUGAACUUUGCCAACCGCCAAGGCUCUGCCCGCAACAUCACAGUCAAAGUGCAGUUUAUGAAUGGAGAGGAUCCAAACAAUGCAAUGCCAGUGAUAUUUGGGAAGUCCAGCUGUGCAGAUUUCGCUAAAGAAGCCUAUACUGCUGUGGUGUACCAUAACAGAUCCCCUGACUUUCAUGAUGAAAUCAAGAUCAAGCUGCCUGCCUCCCUGUCGGACCACCACCACAUUCUCUUCACCUUUUACCACGUCAGCUGCCAGCAGAAGCAGAACACACCACUGGAGACCCCUGUGGGAUACACGUGGAUCCCCAUGCUGCAGAAUGGGCGUCUGCGGACGGGACACUUCUGUCUGCCUGUGUCUUUGGAAAAACCACCCCAGUCCUACUCUGUUCUCUCACCAGAUGUUCCUCUCCCAGGGAUGAAGUGGGUGGACAACCAUCGAGGAGUAUUUAAUGUUGAAGUGGUGACUGUUUCAACCAUCCACACACAGGACCAGUACUUGGAUAAGUUCUUUGCUUUGGUACACGCCCUGGACGAGCACAUGUUCCCUGUCAGGAUAGGAGACAUGCGCAUCAUGGAGAACAACCUUGAGGCUGAGCUCAAGUCCAGCAUUGCGGCGCUCAACUCCUCCCAGUUGGAGCCAGUGGUUCGAUUCCUUCACCUUCUACUCGACAAGUUGGUGUUGCUUGUAGUGCGGCCGCCAGUCAUUGCUGGGCAGAUAGUGAAUCUGGGCCAGGCGUCCUUCGAGGUCAUGGCAUCCAUAGUGAACCGGCUUCAUAAGUACCUGGACACCAGCCAGGACAUGCAUGGUCGCAACAGCCUGCUGUCCUCUUACAUCCACUACGUCUUCCGCUUGCCCAGCACUGACCCCAACUCACCCUCCCCAGACCCCAACUCAUCCUUUACAGGCCCAGGAGGGUUAGGAGGUUCGGUUCACUAUGCCACCAUGGCUCGCUCAGCUGUUCGACCAGCCAGCCUCAACCUCAACCGCUCCCGUAGCCUUAGCAACAGUAACCCUGACAUCUCCGGUACACCCACCUCUCCUGACGAUGAGGUCCGCUCCAUCAUUGGCAGCAAGGGCUUAGACCGCUCCAACUCGUGGGUGCACACCAUGGGCUGUAAGAGUGCCCCCUGGGGAUCCAGCCCUGGGUCCGCUCCAGAAACCAUGCAGGCCAUGGAGCGCUGUGGCAAUCGCAUGUCUUCGCACACUGAGAGCGCCAGUUUCUUGCAAACUUUAACAGGACGGUUGCCCACAAAAAAGCUCUUCCAUGAGGAGUUGGCACUCCAGUGGGUGGUGAGCAGUGGAAGCGUCAGGGAGGGCGCUCUACAACAGGCCUGGUUUUUCUUUGAACUCAUGGUGAAGAGCAUUAUCCACCACUUGUACUUCACUGACCGCUUAGAGUCACCCAGGAAGAACCGUUUCCCAGAACGCUUCAUGGAUGACAUUACAGCCCUGGUCAGCACCAUCGCUGGCGACAUUGUGUCUCGCUUCCAGAAGGACCUAGAGUUGGUGGAGAGACUAAACACUAGUCUGGCCUUCUUCCUCAACGAUUUGCUGUCUGUCAUGGACCGAGGCUUUGUCUUCACUCUAAUCAGGACAUACUGGAAACAGGUGUCUACAAAGCUUUACGCUCUGCAGAACCCAACCCUGGAGUCUUUGAGGCUUGAUUUCUUGAGAAUCGUUUGCAGCCACGAACACUACGUAACCCUCAACCUGCCCUGCAGUCUGCUCACCCCGCCUGCCUCGCCUUCCCCCUCUGUGUCUUCAGCAACUUCACAGAGCUCUGGGUUCUCCACGCACGUCCAGGACCAAAAGAUAGCCAACAUGUUUGAGCUGUCCGUCCCCUUCAGAGAGCAACACUAUCUGGCCGGACUAGUACUAUCUGAACUGUCUGUAAUACUGGACCCAGACAAUGAAGGGAUGUUUGGCCUACAUAAGAAAGUGGUGAGUGUCGUUCAUAACCUCCUGUCCAGCCAUGACUCUGACCCACGCUAUGCCGAUCCUGAGGUCAAGGCCCGAGUCGCCAUGCUUUACCUGCCUCUCAUUGGCAUCGUCAUGGAAACACUACCACAGCUCCAUGACUUCACAGAGUCCCAUAACCAGUGGGGUCGGCCAGGCGGUCCCCAGGGGGCAGCGAUGGGCAGCAGUGGAGAAGAGGCAGAGGGUGAGGGUAACAGCAUGAUCAGCCAGACUGUUGCCAUGGCGAUAGCAGGCACAUCCACCGCCUCCCCAAUGUCCCGACCAAGCAGCUUCUUGCUCAACUCGCAGGCGAGUCGUCAGCACGGUAGCUUCUCGGCCGAGUCAAGUCGAAGUCUGCUCAUCUGUCUGUUGUGGGUGUUGAAGAAUGCUGACGAGCUCGUGUUACAGAAGUGGUUCACAGACCUGUCGGUGUCUCAGCUCAACCGCCUGCUGGAUCUCCUCUACCUCUGUGUUUCUUGCUUCGAGUACAAGGCCCAUGUUGUGUUCACCAUGCAGGGGAAGAAGGCGUUUGAACGAAUGAACAGCCUGACCUUUAAGAAGUCCAAAGACAUGAAGGCCAAGCUGGAGGAAGCCAUACUGGGAAGCAUCGGGGCCAGACAGGAGAUGGUGCGACGCAGUCGGGGACAGCUAGAGCGGAGUCCAUCUGGCAGUGCUUUUGGCAGUCAGGAGAACCUUCGAUGGAGGAAGGACAUGACCCACUGGAGACAAAACAGCGAAAAGAUGGACAAGAGUCACAGAUCAGUCAGGACCAGAGCAGAGCUAGAACAUGAAGCACUUAUUGAUGGUAACCUUGCGACGGAGGCGAACAUAAUUAUUCUUGAUACUUUGGAGAUCGUUGUACAGACGGUAUCAGUGACGGAGUCAAAGGAGAGUAUCCUGGGCGGGGUGCUGAAGGUGUUGCUCCACAGUAUGGCCUGCAACCAGAGCGCCCUCUACCUCCAGCAUUGUUUUGCCACACAGAGGGCACUGGUGUCUAAGUUUCCUGAACUUCUGUUCGAGGAGGAAACGGAGCAGUGUGCUGAUCUGUGUUUGCGAUUGUUGAGGAGCUGCAGCAGCAGCAUAAGUACCAUCAGGGCCCACGCCAGUGCCUCCCUCUACCUCCUCAUGAGGCAAAACUUUGAGAUUGGCAAUAACUUUGCAAGAGUGAAGAUGCAAGUGACCAUGUCUCUGUCUUCGCUGGUGGGAACAUCUCAGAAUUUUAACGAGGAGUUUCUCCGCCGCUCUCUAAAGACCAUCCUCACCUAUGCAGAGGAGGACCUGGAGCUGAGGGAGACCACAUUUCCAGACCAGGUCCAGGACCUUGUGUUUAACUUGCACAUGAUCCUGUCUGACACAGUCAAGAUGAAGGAGCACCAGGAAGACCCUGAGAUGCUGAUAGAUCUCAUGUACAGGAUUGCAAAGGGUUACCAGACGUCUCCAGACCUGCGGCUGACGUGGCUUCAGAACAUGGCUGGAAAACACUCAGAGAGGAACAACCACGCUGAAGCUGCUCAGUGUCUGGUGCACAGCGCUGCUCUGGUCGCAGAAUACCUGAGCAUGCUGGAGGACCGCAAGUAUCUGCCUGUAGGCUGUGUCACCUUCCAGAAUAUUUCCUCCAACGUGCUGGAGGAAUCUGCAGUCUCUGAUGAUGUGGUGUCACCAGAUGAGGAGGGCAUUUGCUCAGGGAAAUACUUCACUGAGAUCGGCCUUGUGGGACUCCUGGAGCAGGCUGCUGCCUCUUUCUCCAUGGCGGGCAUGUAUGAGGCGGUAAACGAAGUGUACAAGGUACUGAUCCCUAUCCAUGAAGCAAACAGGGAUGCAAAGAAGCUAGCCACCAUUCAUGGUAAACUACAGGAAGCCUUUGGCAAAAUUGUGCAUCAGAGUACUGGCUGGGAGGAUGGAAAGAGGAUGUUUGGUACGUACUUCAGAGUCGGAUUUUACGGUUCAAAGUUUGGCGACUUAGACGAGCAGGAGUUUGUGUACAAAGAGCCUGCCAUCACGAAGCUGGCAGAAAUCUCUCACAGGCUAGAGGGUUUCUAUGGGGAGCGAUUUGGAGAGGACCAGGUAGAAGUCAUUAAGGACUCCAACCCAGUGGACAAGUGCAAGUUGGACCCAAAUAAGGCAUUCAUCCAGAUCACUUAUGUGGAGCCGUACUUUGACACGUACGAGAUGAAGGACCGCAUCACUUACUUUGACAAGAACUACAACUUGCGACGUUUCGUCUAUUGCACCCCCUUCACUCUGGAUGGGCGGGCCCAUGGGGACCUGCACGAACAGUUCAAACGCAAGACCAUCCUCACCACCUCCCACGCUUUCCCUUACAUCAAGACACGCAUCAACAUCAUCCACAAAGAGGAGAUUAUAUCCACACCCAUCGAGGUGGCAAUAGAGGACAUGCAGAAGAAGACUCAGGAGCUGGCCUUCGCCACCCACCAGGACCCUGCUGAUGCAAAGAUGCUGCAGAUGGUCCUACAGGGAUCAGUGGGCACAACUGUCAACCAGGGUCCUUUGGAGGUUGCUCAGGUGUUCCUGUCAGAGAUUCCCAGUGACCCAAAGCUGUACCGACACCACAAUAAGCUACGACUCUGCUUCAAAGACUUCACAAAGAGGUGUGAAGAUGCCCUACGUAAGAAUAAGAGCCUGAUUGGUCCAGACCAGAAAGAGUACCAGAGGGAGCUGGAGAGGAAUUAUCACCGGCUGAAGGAAGCGCUGCAGCCCCUCAUCAACAGAAAAAUCCCUCAGCUUUAUAAACCUGUGCUGCAGGUCAACUCACACAGCAAACGGACAGCUUGACAAGAGAUUCCUUCAGCAGAAUGAGUCUUCGCAAGCUUGACAUUUGAAGAUGAAGAGAGUACAGGCACACACACACACACGCACACAUACAUAACAGAAAUUGCAAUAUUAAUUUAUUCUUGAGUGUAAAUAGGAGUGUCUUCAAAGUUGGUCAGUGUGUGCUUAAAGAAAGACUAAAGUGUUGCAGCUUGGUACGUCAUUCCAGUGUCUUAAUUUGUUUACAGACAAACUGUUACACAAUCAGAGGGACGAACAAGUGGAUCUUAAAGAUUAAAGAGAUACCUUGGCAUUUAGAAUUUUUCUUUGCUGGCCAUUUGUCACACAAGGGAACAAGUCUUUAUAUUUGUCCCUAUGUUACCAUUAAAAAUAAAUAAAUCUAAUAAUAUUAGCCUUCAGAGUAUUCUUUGUAUUCAGUGGCUUGUUAGUUUACAUCCAGCUGAUUCUGAGAUCCCUUUAUCGGUUAAUUAAAGUGCCAAAAACCAUUUUCUUUCCGCCAAUUUUUGACAAGUGUCUGCAGAAAAGGUACGAUUUUAAAAGUCAAGGUGUCUAUUUAAUUAUGUACUGUGUCAAAAAUCUGUAUUCAAUUUCAUGUGUGCACUUUUUUUAUUACGGUCUAGCAAUGCAUUUUACAAAAAUGGUACCAUUAUUUAUCAUGACGCUUUAUCAUUUUUAGUUGAAAGAAUGUUUUAAAGUUAGGUACUUUAAACAUACUUGUAUAAUUUUAUGUAGUUUUGUUUUGUUUAUUUUAAAUAUUUUACUAAAUAAAUAUUUUAAUGUUC
This is a messenger RNA of Siniperca chuatsi (mandarin fish), 7407 nucleotides long. RefSeq names its product dedicator of cytokinesis 7 (gene dock7). The transcript has 53 exons. The coding region runs from base 158 to 6628 and encodes 2156 amino acids. Gene Ontology annotation, molecular function: guanyl-nucleotide exchange factor activity. The record is from RefSeq and is a predicted model, not a curated record. Gene Ontology annotation, biological process: axonogenesis; positive regulation of GTPase activity; small GTPase-mediated signal transduction. NCBI's taxonomy places the organism in Eukaryota, Metazoa, Chordata, Actinopteri, Centrarchiformes, Sinipercidae.